Molecule: messenger RNA, 1077 nt
Organism: Lathyrus sativus (Indian pea)
Lineage: Eukaryota; Viridiplantae; Streptophyta; Magnoliopsida; Fabales; Fabaceae
Source: the annotation of a GenBank genome assembly
AUGUCCGACGACGAAACUCCCACCUCCACCGCCACACCCACCACCCCCUCCGUCACCUUCACCCCAAACACCUCAGAAAAAAUCCAAUCCGCCGUCCAGUCUCUCUCCUCCAUCGUCAACCCAUCCCUCCCCAUCAGCUCAACCACCACCCCUCUCUCCAUCCUCAACGAACCCGAAAUUUACUCCCAAAUCGCCACCCUCCUCCGUAGCCCCAACUCCGGCUCUGGCGAUAACAACCUCUGUCGUUGGCUCUACGACACUUUCCAAUCCAACGUCCCUGAUCUCCAACUCAUCGUCCUCCGUUUCCUCCCCAUUAUCGCCGGUGUUUACCUCUCCCGCGUCGCCGAUAGAAAGCCGCAAGCCGGCUUCGAAGCCGUUCUCUUAGCUCUCUAUGCUUACGAAACAACCUCACGUGCAGGUGAAUCUGUUACCGUUACCAUCCCUGACAUGUCACACCCGAGCGUGUACCAUGAAUCCAAAUCAACAAUGAAUAAAAACAAUGCAACUGAUUUAAACGUGGCUGUUUUGUCCCCGUCGCUUGAGCCACACGGUACCGUCCGAUCCACGCGAAGAGCACGGAUCGUCGGUGUUGCACUCGAGUUAUUCUACAGCAAGAUCUCACAAAUCGCAAUCGAGUCGAAGAUUGAUUUUUGUAAGUUUUGUAAAAUUUGGGCCGGUGAAGAUGGUGACAUGUAUAAGGAUUUCGAAGAUGAUGAUCUAGAAGAUGUUGAUGAUGAUAAUAAUAAUAAUAAUGAUGUUGAAAGAGAAAUUGUUGAAAUUGAAGAAGAGAAAAAAGAGGAAAAUGGUCCUAAUAAGAGGGGUAGGGUUCCAAUGCCAUGGGAAUUAUUGCAACCAGUUUUGAGAAUAUUGGGACAUUGUUUGUUAGGUCCUAAUAACAAGGAUACAGUGUUGUUUGAAGCAGCAAGUGAAGCAUGUAGGUGUUUAUUUGCUAGAGCAAUGCAUGAUGUUAAUCCAAAAGCUAUUUUGCCUAUGAGGAGUUUGUUGAGGCUUUCUAAAAAUGUUGGUGAUGAAAUUGAUCCAACUGAACCAGGAAAAACUGAUGUUAUUAGUCUUUAG